AUGUUUCAUUUAAUAAAGCAUCAAUCAACCAGUAUAAAUUCUGGAAAUCCCGGAAAAGGGACAUUUACAGCUGAUGCUUUGUUUGAAGAAAGGCUUAAAAGUAUAGAGGAGAUCGCUAAUGAAACUUAUUUUCAAUCGGAAACGAUAGGCGCAAGCAGUGAAGAAAGAGUAUUGGAACUAUACAAAUCCAUUCAAAACUAUCAGACAUCGAUUUACGAUUUUGAUAAAUUGACACUAGAACAAAACAUAUAUUUAAGGAGAUCAAAUGAUUUGUUGAAGAAAUUAUUGGUAGAUCCUAAAACCCACUUUGAUGAGAUGUUGUUGAAAAAGCUAUUCAUAUCGCAACCGUUAUUUCCUACCCUAAAAGCUAUCAUAAAGGCUUACUACUCUGAAGGGCCAUCUGUUUGCAUCCCAUCAGCAUUGGCAUUAAUACCUUUUAGAAAGUUAAUCUGGGAUGCUGAUUUUCAAGAUGCGUUGGAUUACGUCGAGUUGACUAAUGGACACAAGAGAUAUAUUGAGAAUAGAAAGCGCAAUAUAAAACGUAUUUAUGCGUAUUUUGGUGGAUCCAUAGUUGGUCUUAUUGCUUGCAUUCAUGGUGCAGUAUCUGUUUUUUUCCCAGAGCUAAUAAGUGCUGGUGCCGGUGGAACGUCAUAUGGUAUCUACGGUAUCUACGCAUGCAUCGUGACGUACAUUGUCAAUUGUGGUUUUUUGGCAGGCUUAGCAUUCAGUUCAAAAGGUUUAGAAAACGGUAAUUUGAUGUUCAAGCAGUCAACAAUGCCACACGACUGGUACUUGAAGGUCGAUCAAAUGAAAAUGUGCUCCAAGAUUGUAGAGGCAGAUGCAGAAAUAAAUGGCAUGGAUGGAUUUGCGACCCGAGAUGUUGUGAGUCGAAUUCAAAAAAUGGGAUUCGAGGUGAAUGAGCCUGAACAAGAGAUUAUGCUAAGACAAUAUUGGUAUUCAUCAGGUGAGGGUUUUUUAUGGGUUGAGCCAGAUAUUGACCCCGCUGAAAUUGAAUGGUGGAAACACUUGGACGACAUCGGUGUGAAGAAAGUGUGGGAUCAAGACUUAAACAAAAUAGAAGAGGCAGAUGCUUCUGAAGAUGUCGAAGAUGGUGAUAAUGGUGCAGAAUUAUUCAUUUCUGAAGAUAAGAAAUAA
Molecule: messenger RNA, 1155 nt
Organism: Pichia membranifaciens NRRL Y-2026
Lineage: Eukaryota; Fungi; Ascomycota; Pichiomycetes; Pichiales; Pichiaceae
Exons: 2
Coding region: 1-1155 (384 amino acids)
Source: RefSeq, a predicted model, not a curated record